Molecule: messenger RNA, 2193 nt
Organism: Penicillium cosmopolitanum
Lineage: Eukaryota; Fungi; Ascomycota; Eurotiomycetes; Eurotiales; Aspergillaceae
Product: Zn(II)2Cys6 transcription factor
Exons: 1
Coding region: 1-2193 (730 amino acids)
Biological process (GO): regulation of DNA-templated transcription; DNA-templated transcription
Molecular function (GO): DNA-binding transcription factor activity, RNA polymerase II-specific; zinc ion binding; DNA binding
Source: RefSeq, a predicted model, not a curated record
AUGGAAGACCAGGGAUCGUCGAGCAAACGGAAACGACCAGCAGCCCGAGGAGGCACUUUCUAUCCGCGGAAGCGGGCGAAUGUAGCAUGCCAAGUGUGCCGUGCGAGGAAGACGAAGUGCGAUAAUCGAAAGCCGAGCUGCUCGUAUUGCCUAAGUGUUGGCGCCAUCUGCACCCAGUCAACAGAGGAUCUGUCUAGCUUUGACCCGGCCAGCCUAAAGAUCAUCGAGCGCCUAGAUGUCCUCGAAAAGCUAGUUCGUCAACAAUCAGCACAAUCGACACAACAGCAACAGCAACAGCCAUAUUCCUUGUUACAGUACGAAGGGCAUGUUGCAAGUCCCUCCACAGGCCCCUCGGCACAGCACCCAUCGGGUUCUGGCCGGGCCAGAUCAUCGCUGGACAACACGAAAAGCAACGAAUUUGUUUCUUCCCAUUCCAGCCAGCGUACUUUGACUCCUUCGGGAUAUGGAGCCAAUACCUCGCCUCUCAACGUUCUACCUACGUCGCCAGCGUUGCUGUUGCGCCUCCCUGUUUUUCUGAACGACCGACUGGGCGGCAGCCUUCUGGUUAAUAAUGGCUUGCAUGAGAGGUGGUGGACCGAAAAGCGACAGCACAAAUCACAUAGCUCCCCUAUUGAGAGAGCCCCCGGUGGGGGAAUUCUAGAUGGCAUGGUAAAUUCAUGUGGUGGCGUUGAUGAGCUAUUGGACCGCUUCUUCAAGUUGGUGCAAUGCAAAAAUCCAAUCCUAAAGGAGGCCCCCACGCGUCACCUUAUUUUAUCGAAAUCUGUCGGAAAUAUAGAUGGAUCAGCACAAUCCUGCCUGGCAUUUCUUGUGUGUGCUCUAGGACACCUCGCAACACCAUUUGGUGAGACCCCAAAUAUUCGGGAGCUCGAUACGGGGCCUGGUAAAGCUGUUUAUGUCGAAGCAGAAACCCUGUUUCAAGAGGCUCAACGUCGCAUGGGAGCCCUGUUUGCUGACAAUGAGGGCGAUCAUUUGAUUGCCCCGCAAUGUCUGCUUCUUUCGGGUUUCUAUAUGAUGUGCGUGUUCCGCCCUUUCAUGGCCUGGAGAUUCUUUGUCCAGGCCCUAGCUACCUGCCAACAGUUCGACUUCUUGCGGGAUAUGUAUAGUGCUGAAGAGACGCAAUUAAACAAUGACACAGAGGGUCAAAAACAAGUGACGGAGAAAGAUUCACAAGAACAAGCUGUAUACUGGACUGCCUGGAAAUCGGAGCGAGAACUGCGCAGGUGCUUAUGUUUACCGGAUUUUCCUGCAACUGGAGAUAAUUCCCAUAUUUACCCACCACUCUUUCCAACCCCACCUUUUAUUGUUUCAAAUAACUCGAACGAUGAAGGACGGGAGCGCGCAUCAUGGUUAUUCUACCUCGCCGAGAUUUCUCUGCGGCGACUUCUGAGCAGCAUGUGCGAUGAGAUUUUAUCCCUGCAACACUCUAAGGGAGACAGUGCCACUUUUCUGACCUCACUUGCUACCCUGGUUGUUGAGUAUGAACAACAGGGUUGCCAAUGGGCAGCGGGAUUACCUGCAGAGUUAUCGCUAGAAUCGCCUCCCGAAAGCGACGAUAUAUGUCGCUUUGUUCUUCGGGGACAUUACAUCGAUUACUGCGAAACGAUCUACUGGCCUUUUCUUGAAACUCUACUGAAUUGCUCCGCCUCCACCCCAUCAACCUACUCAUCCCAGUCGCCCUUGUCGCAACCAAACUUGGCCUCUGUUAGACAAGGAGAAAUUCCUCCUGAUGCUUCUCUGGCUGUUCCUGGGGAGGGCCAAAUUGGUGGUAUCGGCCAAUUUCAACCUUCCUCGCCUGUAGCCCAAGAGUCACUCCGAGUAGUUGUCAGCAAUUUUGCAGCCAAGUGUCUUGAUAUACAGAUCCAGCGGAUCAAGGUCAACUAUCCAGGAUUCCGAUAUCGACACCAUGGUACAUUCUUUUUGAUAAUGUCUUGCACACGAGGUGCGAUUGUACUCCUAGCCGCUGCCCUCACAGGGCUACCGAUGCCAUCGGGCUGGCGGGAAAGCGUAGCGGACACCACUGGAUUGCUGGAAUUUUGGGAAGAUGACAUGCCUCAGCUUUUGACAUGGCGAGAAUUUAUGACUUCAAUUCUUUCCAGCAUUCCAGAAACGUCUAGUUCUCGUGGUGAUUUAGGAGUCGAUUUGCCACAAAGAAGAACUAGCGAUUUGGUCUAG